CGGAACCAUAAUGACAGCGCUGUUUCCUUUCGAUCCGAAAAAAAAGUGCAUGCGUGUUGAGUCGUGUACACUUACAUCCGGCAGGUUUUCGAAGCAAUAAUGGCUGCCUUUUCUGAAAUGGGCGUUAUGCCCGAAAUCGCGCAGGCUGUGGAGGAAAUGGAUUGGCUGCUUCCGACUGACAUCCAAGCUGAGUCGAUUCCGUUGAUUCUUGGCGGAGGAGAUGUACUCAUGGCAGCAGAAACUGGUAGCGGUAAAACUGGAGCCUUCAGCAUUCCUGUCAUUCAGAUUGUGCAUGAAACGCUGACCGACCAGCAGCAGGGCAAAAAAGGCAGAGCCAACAUCAAAACGGGCGGAGCUGUCUUCAACAAUUGGCAGAUGAACCCAUACGACCGGAGCGCUGCAUUUGCGAUCGGGCCGGACGGGCUGUGCUGCCAGAGCCGAGAGUUUAAGGAAUGGCAUGGCUCCCGCUCCACCAAGGGUGUUACCAAAGCAGGGAAAUACUACUACGAGGUCUCAUGCCACGACCAAGGGCUGUGUCGCAUCGGCUGGUCCACCACCCAGGCAGCUCUCGACUUGGGAACCGACAGGUACGGGUUUGGUUUUGGCGGAACCGGGAAGAAAUCGAACAAUAAGCAAUUUGACAGCUACGGCGAGGAGUUCACCAUGCAUGACACAAUUGGAUGCUUCCUUGACAUGGACAAGGGCCACAUUUCCUUCUCCAAAAAUGGUAAUGAUCUGGGUUUGGCUUUCGAGAUCCCUCAAAAUCUCAGGAAUCAGCCCUUCUUUGCGUCCUGUGUACUCAAGAAUGCUGAGCUGAAAUUCAACUUUGGCGGUGAGGACUUCAAAUAUCCGCCCAAGAGCGGCUUUAUCGCCUUGGAUCAGGCACCAGAUGCCCAUACGGUCAAGUCUUCGCAGACAGGGAGUGCCAAAGUAAGUCAGGUGAAAGGGUCCAGCAACGCCCCCAAGGCGCUGAUCAUUGAGCCGUCCAAGGAACUUGCCGAGCAGACCCUCAACAACGUAACGCAGUUCAAGAAAUACGUGGUCAGCCCCAAACUCAGGGAGUUGCUGGUGAUUGGCGGUGUGGCUGCCAAGGAGCAAAUGUCCGCUCUGGAGCAAGGUGUGGACAUUGUGGUGGGGACCCCCGGUAGACUGGAUGACCUCAUAUCCACCGGAAAGCUCAGCCUGUCCCAAGUCCGCUUUCUGGUCCUUGACGAAUGUGAUGGCCUCUUGACAGCAGGCUACACGGACUUCAUCAACAGAAUCCAUAAUCAGAUCCCUCAAGUGACGUCUGAUGGAAAACGGCUGCAGGUGAUCGUGUGCUCGGCCACGCUCCACUCGUUCGAUGUGAAGAAACUGUCGGAGCGCAUCAUGCACUUCCCCACCUGGGUGGACCUGAAGGGUGAGGACUCGGUGCCCGAGACCGUGCACCACGUGGUCGUGCCUGUCAACCCCAAGGCCGACCGCCUCUGGGAGCGGGUGGGCAAGAACCACAUCCGGACUGAUGAGGUCCAUGCCAAAGAUAACACCAGACCAGGGGGCAACUCAGCCGAAAUGUGGUCUGAGGCCAUCAAGGUGCUGAAAGGCGAGUACACGGUGAGGGCUGUCAAAGAGCACAAAAUGGACCAGGCCAUCAUCUUCUGCCGCACAAAGAUAGACUGUGACAACAUGGAGCAAUACUUUAUCCAGCAGGGAGGAGGUCCCGACAGUAAAAACCACCAGUUUUCCUGUGUGUGUCUUCACGGCGAUCGCAAGCCCCACGAGAGGAAGAACAACUUGGACCGCUUCAAGAGAAAAGAAGUGAGGCUUCUGAUCUGCACCGACGUCGCCGCCAGAGGGAUUGACAUCCGAGGCGUUCCUUACGUGAUUAACGUCACCCUGCCAGAUGAGAAGCAGAACUACGUCCACCGUAUCGGCCGAGUGGGUCGAGCAGAGAGAAUGGGGUUGGCCAUCUCAUUGGUUGCCAUGGAGAAAGAGAAGGUGUGGUACCACGUCUGCCCUAACCGAGGCAGAGGCUGCUACAACACACGGCUCAAGCAGGAUGGAGGCUGCACCAUUUGGUACAAUGAGAAAGAGCUCCUGUCAGAAAUCGAGGAACACCUCAAGUGCACCAUCACCCAGUGCGAGCCCGACAUCAAGGUACCCGUGGACGACUUUGACGGGAAGGUCACUUAUGGUCAACGCAGGACACUCGGAGGUGGCAACUAUAAGGGUCAUGUGGACGUACUGGCACCAACGGUGCAAGAGCUGGCCAACCUGGAGAGAGAGGCCCAGACGUCUUUUCUCCACCUCGGAUACUUGCCCAACCAACUCUUCAAAGCCUUCUGAACAGAGCUCGGUUGAAGCUACCGUAUGCAUGCUCACCAUCCAUUUGCAGUACUUUGGAGUGGCUCCCAUGUCCAGGCCUGAGUUGUGCAGUUAUCAAAAAGAACACUAACAUUAAGAAACAUAUUUUGUUUUGCAUAUACAAUUUGGCUGAAUAGGUUUGAAAAUUUUAUUGUGAGAAAUUGCCUGCAGUUAUUUUGAUGCCUGCGUUUUCUUUUCUGAAAUAAACUGUGGUGAGCACUAA
Messenger RNA from Hippocampus zosterae (dwarf seahorse), 2566 nucleotides. It is a transcript of the gene ddx1, whose product is annotated as DEAD (Asp-Glu-Ala-Asp) box helicase 1. The transcript has 26 exons. Gene Ontology annotation, molecular function: RNA helicase activity; nucleic acid binding; ATP binding. Bases 100 to 2325 code for a protein of 741 amino acids. NCBI's taxonomy places the organism in Eukaryota, Metazoa, Chordata, Actinopteri, Syngnathiformes, Syngnathidae. The record is from RefSeq and is a predicted model, not a curated record.